UUGGAUAUUUUAAGAAAUAAUACUCUCACAUUCCUUCACAUUUCAGAUGGAUUAUCUGCUACGCAAGUUCAGGUUGUGGUACCGAAAUCAUCAUGUCCUUCAGUUCCCGUUGGUUGUGCCGUUUCCAUCAAAGGUCAGUGGCAACCUAGCUCAGGUUCACAACAAGACAUGGAAGUCCUAGCAAACGAGUGCAAAGUCCUAGCUACUGAUGUUGAACCGAGGUAUUCGUCUUUGUCUCCGGAUCAUCUCCGUAAAAGCGUUCAUCUUCGCACACGUUCUCCAGCAUUUGCAGCUUUACUUCGUUUGCGAUCUAGGUUGCUCUCCAUGACGCAUGAUUACUUCGCGAGCCGUGGAUAUGUUCAUAUUGAUACUCCUAUGAUCACCCUGAACGACUGUGAGGGAGCAGGAGAGACGACCUCUUCUACAAGUGAAGAAUUCUUCGAUAAAAAAGAUGUCUACCUAUCUGUUAGCGGCCAACUACAUCUUGAAGCCAUGGUGAGCGGUAUCUCCCAAGUGUACACUAUCAGCACAGGGCUCCGAGCAGAUAAACAACAGAGUAGAAACCAUCUUACUGAAUUUAAGAUGCUGGAAGCGGAAUUGUCAUUUUGCGAUCAUACCUUGAUACAUUCAAUUAUGCUCUUAAUCUUCAUUCUUCUAGGAUUUGGAAACUUUACUAACAUUCAGGGAUACUUGGAGUCCUUACGCUGUAUUGCUGAUGGACCACAAUUUCCACGGGUUCCUUAUGCCGACGCUUUGCAGUUGCUCAUUGAUAAAAAUCAAAAGGUCACAGGAAGGGGAUUCAAUAAGCAGAAUGAAAUGUUUUUGGUUGUUACUACAACUCUCCCGUUUUUGUCACCCAUUUUCCUUCUGAUCAGAACACGAGUUUUUUCAUUUGUACUUCUUUACUCUUUUCAGACAGAGUCGUUUGACUUAAUUUGUCCAGUUGUGGGUGAACUUGCAGGAGGUUCUAUUCGUGAACCAUCAAUAGAAGUACUCCGAAAACGGACUCCUGUUAUUGAUUGGUACUCGGAGCUAAGAGAACGUGGAAAACCAAUAUCUGGAGGCUUUGGAAUGGGCUUUGAAAGGCUUCUGCAAGUUCUACUUGGCGUACAAAAUAUCAAGGACACUAUUCCAUUCCCGCGAUGGUACAAGCACUGCCAGUGUUAA
Messenger RNA from Haemonchus placei, 1167 nucleotides. Lineage: Eukaryota; Metazoa; Nematoda; Chromadorea; Rhabditida; Trichostrongylidae. The record is from the annotation of a GenBank genome assembly.